Messenger RNA from Aspergillus pseudotamarii, 588 nucleotides. Its product is annotated as ferric reductase-like transmembrane domain-containing protein. The transcript has 2 exons. Lineage: Eukaryota; Fungi; Ascomycota; Eurotiomycetes; Eurotiales; Aspergillaceae. Gene Ontology annotation, molecular function: ferric-chelate reductase activity. Bases 1 to 588 code for a protein of 195 amino acids. Gene Ontology annotation, cellular component: plasma membrane. The record is from RefSeq and is a predicted model, not a curated record. Gene Ontology annotation, biological process: iron ion transport; copper ion import; intracellular iron ion homeostasis.
AUGGGCUACUGGGGCGUAAUCUUGCUCAUGGGUACACUACAUCGUUUAUGGACUUCAUCGCGGCAUAUCUACAAAGGAAGUGGCAGUGGAAAUGUGGAGCGCAAGCGAGAACAGCAGUUACCAGACAAAGCUGGAAUAUGUGAUCGUCUUAGCCUUUAUUGGAAGGCUUACAUCACCGUCCCUGCAGCUCUCGGAUCGUAUCAUCAACGCCGAUUCCUGGGAUGUAGCAUCCCGAAUCGUCCGGAGAUUCUCGUGGUGGGGGGAUUUUGGAUCAUGUGUAUUAUCCUCAGCUUUGGGUUUCACGACAUCUUCAUUCCAAAUGCCACGAUGCCAACCAUUUCGCAGCAGGCAUGGAAGUACGUUGCUCAACGGACUAGCAUGUUCGCAUAUGCCUGUUUGCCAUGGGUGUGGUUAUUCGCUGGACGGAACAAUGUCUUCAUUUGGGCUACUGGUUGGUGUUUCAAUACUUUUAAUGUCUUCCACCGACACUUAAGUCGUCUCACAGCCAUAUUUGCUUUUGUGACCUAUGGAAAUACUUCCGUCCCCACUCUUUCGUGCAGCUUCCGGCUUGAGCACCCUAUAGAUUGA